AUGGCCCUCCACCAUUCGGUUUCCAGCGACGGAUCCCACACCUUCUACUCCCCCGUCGCCGCAAAAUACCUCCACGUGUCGCUGUCGGCCACAACGGUGUUAGAUACCGAGCCCAGCGGAAACGUCCAAAACCAAUCGGCUGCCGUUUCUUGCAUUCUUGGAGUCAUCAAGCUUAAGUACAGCAAGUAUGUCAUCACGGUCGAUGAACACGAAGUGACUGGCCGCAUCAAUGGCGCAGAAAUUGCCCGUGUCAAGCGGUUCAGCGUCACCGCUGUGGGUUCCCACACUGUGUCCGGUAAAGAUGCCGAAGAACAGCAGUACCUUCGGUUGUUGAACAGCCAAUUGGAAAAGGCUACGCUCUAUUUUUCUAUUGGCAACGCCUAUGAUCUCACAAACUCGUUGCAGCGGCAAUUGGGCACUGAAAGCGUCCCUCAGCCAGACGAUAGGUUCUGGUGGAAUAAGUACAUUUGCGAGGAGUUGCUUGCUGCCGGUGCUGCUGCAGACUGUUUCGUCACCCCUGUCAUUUACGGCUACGCCAAAUCUCAUUCGGCCCAGUUCCGCGGCUCCAAUAAGUUGGACUUUGCUUUGAUCACCCGUAGAUCCCGCUUGCGAGCCGGUACCAGAUACUUCCGUAGAGGCAUUGACGAAGACGGCUCGGUGGCCAACUUCAACGAGACAGAACAGAUCUUCACCACUUUCGAUGGCCAUCUCUUUUCUUACUUGCAAACAAGAGGCUCUGUGCCCGUCUACUGGACCGAAAUCAACAACCUCAAGUACAAGCCUAAUUUGGUGGUCAGCACCCGUUCCUCGGUAGAGGCAACUGCCAAGCAUUUCCGCGAGCAGAUCGAUUUGUACAACGAUAAUUACUUGGUCAAUUUGGUCAACCAGAAGGGCUACGAGAAGCCCGUCAAAGAUGCCUACGAGAGCGCUGUGCUGAGCUUGCCAGGCCCCAUUGCCGCUCAUGUCAAAUACAUUUACUUUGACUUCCAUCAUGAGUGCCGUAAGAUGCGUUGGGAUAGAGUUCGUCUUCUCAUCGAGCAUCUCAAGGAGUUGGGCUACUCCAAUGACAAUUACUUCAUGUACGAUUUGAACUCGAAGACAGUCAAACGCAGACAAAAUAAGGUGCUCAGAACAAACUGUAUGGACUGCUUAGAUAGAACCAAUGUCGUGCAGUCUAUGUUGGGUAGAUGGGUGUUGCAAGACCAACUAGAGAAGGCUCACUAUUUGCCCGACCCUAAUGCCACCGCAUGGGAGGUUGCUGACCCGCUGUUUAACCUUUUCUUCCAAGGCUUCUGGGCAGACAAUGCUGAUGCCGUCUCAUGCGCCUACUCUGGCACUGGUGCUUUGAAGACUGACUACACUAGAACAGGCCAAAGAACUAAGAUGGGUGCCCUUAGCGACUUGAACAACUCCAUCACCAGAUACUACUUGAAUAAUUACCGUGAUGGCCACAGACAGGAUUCGUACGACUUGUUCUUGGGUAAGUACCGUCCAUUCCGAGACUCGCUUCACAAUCCGUUCAUUGACAGAAGACCACCAUUCAAUCAAUUGGUGCCUUACUUGAUCGGCGCCUCGUUUGUGGUGCUUUUGGCUCUCUUGACAUACCCCAAGGGACCAUUGACCAGUUGGAAGAACAUGGCAAUCAUUGCCGGCUGUUUGGCUUUUGGCUUCAACAACACCUCAUACGUGCUCAAAAAUGGAUACCAAUUUGUAGACUGGCCACAAUUGUCACCUUUGGACUUCUUGAAGAAGGCCGAGGUGCACGACGCCGACGGCAAGUUUGUGGGCAUCAGCUAUCAAGAAAACGACCAUUUCAAGACGGGCAAGAAGCGGAACUAA
This is a messenger RNA of Australozyma saopauloensis, 1839 nucleotides long. It is a transcript of the gene SAC1, whose product is annotated as phosphatidylinositol-3-phosphatase. Gene Ontology annotation, molecular function: phosphatidylinositol-4-phosphate phosphatase activity. Gene Ontology annotation, cellular component: endoplasmic reticulum. NCBI's taxonomy places the organism in Eukaryota, Fungi, Ascomycota, Pichiomycetes, Serinales, Metschnikowiaceae. The record is from RefSeq and is a predicted model, not a curated record. The transcript has a single exon. Bases 1 to 1839 code for a protein of 612 amino acids. Gene Ontology annotation, biological process: phosphatidylinositol dephosphorylation.